This is a messenger RNA of Jaculus jaculus (lesser Egyptian jerboa), 5714 nucleotides long. It is a transcript of the gene Lrrc7, whose product is annotated as leucine rich repeat containing 7. Gene Ontology annotation, molecular function: protein binding. Bases 397 to 5073 code for a protein of 1558 amino acids. Gene Ontology annotation, biological process: neurotransmitter receptor transport postsynaptic membrane to endosome; neurotransmitter receptor transport, endosome to postsynaptic membrane. Lineage: Eukaryota; Metazoa; Chordata; Mammalia; Rodentia; Dipodidae. Gene Ontology annotation, cellular component: adherens junction; postsynaptic density; postsynaptic membrane. The record is from RefSeq and is a predicted model, not a curated record. The transcript is spliced from 29 exons.
CUCCCCUCGGGCUCCGGGCUUCCGCGGGCACCUCCCCAGCGGUCCCCCAGAAGGGCAGCGGCACCAUGCUCUGACGCGGCUCCGGCCCGGAGUCCCUUCCUGCGCAGCCUGCGAGGACUCCCGCGCCAGCUCCACUGCGGACCCGGCACUUUAAGGAAUAACCUCGGCAGCUGCACGGCCCGCGCUCCCAGGACCCUCAUGGGCUGUCUCCACCGCCGGCGAUGAUGGAGAACCUACUACGGGGAAGGAAUCCCCCACAAUAUCAGAGAAGUCCUUGUAAGGAGGUCCGUGCAGCCCUUAGGAAGCGUCCUGAAGAAGAGUGAGCCCGUCACAUGAAAAAAAUGCAAGUCAAAGUGGUCACAACCUAGAAGUCUUCACAGACAGGAAUAACUAGCAAUGCAGUGCCUGGAGAUGACCACCAAGCGCAAGCUCAUCGGCCGCCUGGUGCCCUGCCGCUGUUUCCGUGGUGAGGAAGAGAUCGUCUCAGUGCUGGACUAUUCUCACUGCAGCCUGCAGCAAGUGCCCAAGGAGGUCUUCAACUUUGAGCGUACACUGGAGGAGCUGUACCUCGAUGCCAACCAGAUUGAGGAGCUGCCCAAGCAAUUGUUCAACUGUCAAGCUCUACGAAAACUAAGCAUUCCGGACAACGACCUCUCCAGUCUGCCAACCUCCAUUGCUAGUUUAGUAAAUCUUAAAGAACUUGACAUCAGUAAAAAUGGUGUACAAGAAUUUCCAGAGAGUAUAAAGUGCUGUAAGUGUUUAACAAUUAUUGAAGCCAGUGUCAAUCCCAUUUCUAAACUUCCCGAUGGCUUCACACAGCUUCUCAACCUGACCCAGCUCUACCUGAAUGACGCCUUCCUUGAGUUUCUUCCAGCCAACUUUGGAAGACUUGUCAAAUUGCGCAUCUUGGAGUUAAGAGAAAAUCACUUGAAAACUCUACCAAAGUCAAUGCACAAACUGGCCCAGUUGGAGAGACUUGACCUAGGCAAUAAUGAAUUCAGUGAGCUGCCUGAAGUUCUGGAUCAAAUACAGAAUUUGCGGGAGCUAUGGAUGGAUAACAAUGCAUUACAAGUACUCCCUGGGUCUAUAGGGAAAUUAAAGAUGUUGGUAUACCUGGAUAUGUCAAAAAACAGAAUAGAAACAGUUGACAUGGAUAUUUCUGGAUGUGAAGCACUUGAGGACCUCUUACUGUCAUCCAACAUGCUACAGCAAUUGCCUGACUCCAUAGGACUGUUGAAAAAGCUAACAACUCUAAAAGUAGAUGACAAUCAACUCACAAUGCUACCCAACACAAUUGGAAAUUUAUCUCUAUUAGAAGAGUUUGAUUGUAGCUGCAAUGAACUGGAGUCCCUGCCCUCCACCAUCGGCUACCUUCACAGUCUCCGAACAUUAGCAGUGGAUGAGAAUUUCCUUCCAGAGCUACCCAGAGAGAUUGGAAGCUGUAAGAAUGUGACUGUUAUGUCUCUACGCUCCAAUAAGCUGGAAUUUCUUCCUGAAGAAAUUGGGCAGAUGCAAAAACUAAGAGUUUUAAAUUUGAGUGAUAACAGACUGAAGAACUUACCAUUCUCCUUUACCAAACUUAAAGAGCUUGCAGCACUGUGGCUUUCUGAUAAUCAGUCCAAGGCCCUUAUCCCACUACAGACAGAAGCCCACCCAGAAACUAAGCAAAGGGUUCUGACCAACUAUAUGUUUCCCCAGCAGCCUCGUGGUGAUGAAGAUUUCCAGUCAGACAGUGACAGCUUCAACCCCACCCUGUGGGAAGAACAGAGACAACAGCGGAUGACUGUUGCUUUUGAAUUUGAGGAAAAAAAAGACGACGACGAAAAUGCUGGGGAAGUCAAGGCUCUCUCCUGCCAAGCCCCCUGGGACAGGGGCCAGCGUGGGAUUACUCUCCAACCUGCCAGGCUGUCUGGCGAUUGCUGCACACCAUGGGCCAGGUGUGAUCAGCAGAUCCAAGAUAUGCCCGUCCCCCAGAGUGACCCCCAGCUGGCAUGGGGGUGUAUAAGUGGCCUCCAGCAGGAGAGGAGCAUGUGUACCCAAAUGCCAGUGGCCCAGCCCACCACUCUUCCCUCUCUAAGUGGCAGACAGGUUGAAAUAAACCUAAAACGAUACCCAACUCCUUAUCCAGAGGAUUUAAAGAAUAUGGUAAAAUCUGUUCAAAAUAUGGUGGGUAAGCCAAGCCAUGGAGUACGUGUUGAGAACUCAAAUCCAACAGCUAACACGGAGCAAACUGUGAAAGAAAAGUUUGAACACAAGUGGCCGGUGGCCCCAAAGGAAAUUACAGUGGAGGAUUCCUUUGUUCAUCCCGCUAAUGAAGUGAGGAUUGGGGAACUUCACCCUUCAUUAGCGGAGACCCCUCUGUACCCACCCAAGCUUGUUCUGCUAGGGAAGGACAAAAAAGAAUCAACUGAUGAGUCUGAAGUUGACAAAACUCACUGUCUGAAUAACAGUGUCUCCUCAGGCACUUACUCAGACUACUCACCUUCCCAGGCUUCCUCAGGAUCCUCCAACACACGAGUUAAAGUGGGGUCCUUGCAGACCACAGCUAAAGAUGCAGUUCACAAUUCUCUGUGGGGUAACAGGAUGGCACCACCUUUCCCACAGCCUCUGGAUGCAAAGCCAUUACUCAGUCAGAGGGAAGCUGUGCCCCAGGGGAGUAUCCCCCAGCGCCCAGACCGGCUGCCCAUAGGUGAUGCUUUCUCCGACAGUUGGGCCGACGGCUCCCAUUAUGACAACACAGGCUUUGUUGCUGAGGAAACCACAGUAGAGAAUGCCAACAAUAAUCCUCUCUUAAGCUCCAAGUCUCGAAGCAUGCCUUCUCAUGGCCGCAGGCCUCUGAUCAGGCAAGAGAGGAUUGUGGGGGUCCCACUGGAGCUUGAGCAGUCCACGCACAGACACACGCCAGAAACAGACGUGCCUCCUUCCAACCCUUGGCAGAAUUGGACCAGAACCCCUAGUCCAUUUGAAGACAGGACCGCUUUUCCCUCCAAACUAGAGUCCACCCCCACUACCAGCCCCUUGCCUGAAAGGAAAGACGACAUGAAAGAGCCUGCUGAGGCCGCGGGCCCCUUUUCUCCAGGAGUUCCUUGGGAGUACCAUGACUCCGCGUCUAGCAGGAGUCUUGGCAAUGUCUUCUCCCAAAUCCACUGCCGCCCAGACUCGUCUAAAGGUGUGGUUGCCGUCAGCAAGAGCACGGAAAGGCUCUCCCCACUCAUGAGAGAUAUAAAGUCCAACAAGUUCAAGAAAUCCCAGAGCAUCGAUGAGAUUGACAUCGGCGCCUACAAGGUCUACAACAUCCCCCUGGAGAACUACGCCGCUGGGGGCGGCCACGUGGGAAGCCACGAGCGGCCCGACAGGUUUCUGGGCGCCGAGCACGGCGUGCCCAGCAUGUCUCGCAGCCAGUCGGUGCCCAUGCUGGACGACGAGAUGCUCGCCUACGGCAGUAGCAAGGGGCCCCCGCCGCAGAAAGCGUCCGUGACGAAGAAGGUGUACCAGUUCGAUCAGAGCUUCAAUCCGCAGGGCGCAGUGGAGCUAAAGGCUGAGAAAAGAAUCCCGCCCCCUUUUGCACACAAUGCUGAGUACGUGCAACCGCCCAGCAAGAACCUGGCCAAGGACCUGGUGAGCCCACGAGCCUACAGAGGGUACCCCCCCAUGGAGCAGAUGUUCUCCUUCUCGCAGCCCUCUGUGAACGACGAUGUUCUGGUCAACGCCCAGUUUGCCAGCCAGGGGCCCAGGGCAGGCUUCCUGAGAAGGGCCGACUCGCUGGCCAGCUCCACCGAGAUGGCCAUGUUCCGAAGGGUCAGCGAGCCCCACGAGCUGCCCCCCGGGGACAGGUAUGGCCGAGCGGCCUAUAGGGGAGGGCUGGACGGCCAGAGCGGUGUGGCAGGGCCUGAAGCCCAGUUCCUCAAGAGGAAUGGCAGGUACGAAGACCAGCACCCUUCAUACCAAGACGUGAAAGCUCAGGCGGGAAGUUUCCCCGUUAAAAACCUGACCCAGAGGAGGCCUCUGUCGGCCAGAAGCUACAGUACAGAGAGUUAUGGGGCCUCCCAAGCCAGGCCAGUCUCAGCUAGGCCUACUAUGGCAGCCCUCCUGGAAAAAAUACCGUCUGACUAUAACUUGGGUAACUAUGGUGACAAGCCAUCAGAUAACAGUGAUAUAAAGACAAGGCCCACCCCUGUGAAGGGAGAGGAGAGCUGUGGGAAAAUGCCUGCAGACUGGAGACAGCAGCUGCUUAGACAUAUAGAAGCUAGAAGGUUAGACAGGAAUGCUGCUUACAAACACAAUACAGUUAACCUUGGCAUGCUGCCCUAUGGAGGUAUUUCAGCAAUGCAUGCAGGCAGAAGCAUGACUUUAAACUUGCAGACUAAGUCUAAAUUUGACCAUCAAGAACUACCUCUUCAGAAAAGCCCGUCCCAGCAAAGCAACAUUUUAGACAAUGGACAAGAAGAUGUCUCUCCUAGUGGCCAGUGGAAUCCUUACCCACUUGGGAGGCGGGAUGUUCCUCCGGACACCAUUACUAAAAAGGCCGGCAGCCACAUCCAGACCCUAAUGGGGUCUCAGAGUCUUCAGCAUCGCAGCCGGGAGCAGCAACCAUACGAAGGCAACAUCAACAAAGUGACCAUACAGCAGUUUCAGUCACCACUGCCUAUCCAGAUCCCUUCUUCACAGGCCCCCCGAGGACCUCAGCCUGGACGGUGCUUAAUUCAAACGAAAGGGCAGAGGAGCAUGGAUGGGUAUCCAGAGCAGUUUUGUGUGAGGAUAGAAAAGAACCCUGGGCUGGGGUUUAGCAUCAGUGGUGGAAUCAGUGGACAAGGAAACCCAUUCAAACCUUCUGACAAGGGUAUCUUUGUUACUAGGGUUCAGCCUGAUGGACCAGCAUCUAACCUACUACAGCCUGGGGAUAAGAUUCUUCAGGCAAAUGGACACAGCUUUGUACAUAUGGAACAUGAAAAAGCUGUCUUACUAUUGAAGAGUUUCCAGAACACAGUAGACCUAGUUAUUCAACAGAACACUGAACUAACAAGGAAUUCUACAGGACAGUGGCAUUUCAAUGAGCUGAUUAACAAUGACUGAGACACUGCAUGCUAUGAUUUUAGGUUGUUUCCAUCUUCUAACCCAUUUGGUUAUCAGUUUGUUUGGCCCUUAGUAAUCUGCAGGGGACCAUCCUUCUCAUUAAUUCUAUACAAUGAAGGUCUAGCUUACUUAUAUGGCACACACAUACAUGUAAACUUUCCAUGUGAUCCAAUCAGGGAAUUGCUGCACUCCUGAAAGUUUAAGGACUCCUACGUAGUGAAACCCCUUUGGGUGGGUGACUCCUUGAGAAGCGCAUUCUUGGUGACAGUGGACUUUGCUACCCUAUGUACAACACAGCAGCAACAGCUCAAUGCCAAGCACCCAGAGCUCCUUCGGGGGAACUUGAACUGAUUUCAGAGAAAUUCAUUCUCCUGUUCAGUCUUCACGUUUACAGUAUGUGAACGGAAGGUUUCUUUCUCCAGACCUCUUUCGUUGUCUCUGUGGUACAUGGGGACGCCACAUGCUAUGUUAAUGCAUGCAUUUCACAGUGUGGACGCUCCCCUUGUAAAGCUUUCACACAAGAACCCACCAGCCACAGCAGUGCACCAAGAGGCUAACUCUUUAUAAAGCGAGGCCUUGUUCUGCCUCUUUGCUGGCUGCAGUGGCUGCACUCGAGCCUGGAUGGGAGGGGCAGCAUACAC